Molecule: messenger RNA, 2962 nt
Organism: Tupaia belangeri chinensis (Chinese tree shrew)
Lineage: Eukaryota; Metazoa; Chordata; Mammalia; Scandentia; Tupaiidae
Gene: ZNF764
Product: zinc finger protein 764
Exons: 6
Coding region: 798-2918 (706 amino acids)
Biological process (GO): regulation of transcription by RNA polymerase II
Cellular component (GO): nucleus
Molecular function (GO): RNA polymerase II transcription regulatory region sequence-specific DNA binding; DNA-binding transcription factor activity, RNA polymerase II-specific
Source: RefSeq, a predicted model, not a curated record
UGCUGUGUCCAGGGUCUGUCAGGGUGUGUUCGUCUUCCCGCAGGGAAGGGGUCUUGGGACCAGAUUCCAGACCCCGCCGUCGGGAGGCACGGUGAGGAGACGUUGGGGACACAAUUCCGGGCACCACAGAUGCCGGAACCCUGCUUUCCGGUAGGUACACAGAACCUUUGAGGCCGAGGGACCUUUCAAAGCGCCCGCCAGCCCGGGGCCAAUCACGGCGCAGCUUCUUCCUGCGCUUCCGACCAAUCAUCAGCCGCCGUAUGUUGAGGGCAAAGAAAGGGAUUUGAAGCUUCGGGCGCGUGCUCUUUCCUGAAGGCUAGAAGGCGCUCCUCGACUUCCCAGCCGGCUCCCCGCUCCUCCGCCUAAAACAACAAAAAAGGGCGCCUGAGGCAGCCAUUGUGUUUGAGGGCAAGUGAGUCGGCGAGGCCUGAGAAGUCAGGAGACGCCAUAUUUGAUGUGCUCUGAGAAUGACGCUUUUAACAGUAGUCAGUGACAAUUGAAGCCAAGUUGCCGCCAUGUUUUCUGAAGGCAUCUUCCGGGUCCUCUAAGCGGGUGUCUAUGUCCAAGCGGCCAUGAAGUGAAUAAACACCAAGGGGUUUUAUUCGUCCCCAUCAGAAUCCCCGAAACCCCAGCAGCUAGUCCUCGCUACUUCGGUUCCCUCGGCUGCAUUCGGACGCCAAGGCUGGGCGGAGCCCGGGCCUGGGCAGCCCUUCCCGUGGACGACGAAAGCUGAGGCCAGGAGCCGGGAAGCGGUGGCCCCGGGAACAAGGCGGCCGCUACCCGGGUUGGGAGCCUCCAUGGCGCCGCCCCCAGCCUCGCUCCUGGCGCUAAGACCUGGGGAGACCCUGCCUGGUUUCAGGAAGGCCGGGGCCCUGAGGUUCGCGGACGUGGCCGUGUACUUCUCCCCGGAGGAGUGGGGGUGUCUGCGGCCCGCGCAGAGGGCCCUGUACCGGGACGUGAUGCGGGAGACCUACGGCCACCUGGGCGCGCUCGGAUUCCCGGGCCCCAAACCAGCCCUCAUCUCUUGGAUGGAACAGGAGAGUGAGGCUUGGAGCCCCGCCGCCCAGGAUCCUGAGAAGGGGGAAAGCCAGGGAGGAGCUCCAAGAGGAGAUGCACCAAGAGAGAAGGAAGAAGAAUCUGAAGAAGUGCCAGGACCCAAAGGACCCCAAAAGUCUUUGGGAAGUGAGCAGCCUGAAGAGCUGGCCAGACAUAACCCUGACCCAGCUACCAGUAUGCCCUCGGCAAGAGCACAGCCACCCACAAAAGGAGCCUGGGACCAGAUUACAGGUGCGCAGCCCCCUGUCUCGGCGUCUACUAUGGACGCUCAAGCCAACCAACGGCGCCACGUAUGUACAGACUGCGGCCGCCGCUUCACCUACCCCUCGCUGCUGGUCAGCCACAGGCGCAUGCACUCGGGCGAGCGGCCUUUCCCCUGCCCCGAGUGUGGCAUGCGCUUCAAGAGGAAGUUUGCUGUGGAGGCGCAUCAGUGGAUUCACCGCUCCUGCUCUGGGGGGCGAAGGGGCCGAAGGCCUGGCAUCCGGGCUGUGCCUCGGGCCCCCGUGCGAGGUGACCGGGACCCACCUGUGCUCUUCCGGCACUAUCCGGACAUCUUUGAAGAGUGUGGGUCGUGGGCGGCUCUGCGGACCCUGACCGGGCAAGGCCAGGCGGCUAGCUGGUGGUCCGGGCUGCUAGUUCUCAUGGCGCCACCUCUGGCCGGAUUCCCGGCCCGGGAACUAAAUCGGGCCUGGCCCGAGUGGAGGCAGCCCGGGGCCGUGAGGUUCGCGGACGUGGCCGUGUACUUCUCCCCGGAGGAGUGGGGGUGCCUGCGGCCGGUGCAGAGGGCCCUGUAUCGGGACGUCAUGCGGGAGACCUACAGUCACCUAGUCGCGCUCGGGGUCGGAGGCACCAAGCCGAAGCUCAUCUCCUGGGUGGAGGAAGAGGCAGAACUGUGGGGUCCAGAAGCCCAGGAUCUAGAGGGGGCAAAGUGCCUGACAGAAGCAAACGCAGCAGGCUCCAGAAACAAGGAAGCGGAAAGACAAAGGGAAGGGACUGAAGCCCUGGAGAAGACUCUUUCCAUGGAUGCUCCUGGGCUGAGGGCUCCCCAGCUCUUUUCUGCUGGCCUCCAUUACGGUUUGGAACAACCGUCCAAGGCACCUCGCCGGGGUCGCCCCCCAGUUUGUGCCCACCCACCUGUCCCACGAGCAGACCAGCGUCAUGGCUGCUACCUGUGCGGGAAGAGUUUUGCCUGGCGCUCCACGCUGGUGGAGCACCUGUACACCCACACGGGUGAGAAGCCCUUUCGUUGUCCUGACUGUGGCAAGGGCUUCGGCCAGGCUUCCUCCCUGAGCAAGCACCGGGCCAUCCACCGUGGGGAGCGGCCCCACCGCUGCCCUGACUGUGGCCGCGCCUUUACCCAGCGCUCUGCCCUCACCACACACAUCCGGGUCCACACAGGCGAGAAGCCCUUCCGCUGUGCUGACUGCGGCCGCUGCUUUAGCCAGAGCUCUGCCCUCUACCAGCACCAGCGGGUGCACAGUGGCGAGACCCCCUACCCCUGCCCCGACUGUGGCCGUGCCUUUGCCCACGCCUCGGAUCUCCGGCGCCAUGUGCGUACCCAUACAGGCGAGAAGCCCUACCCGUGCCCAGACUGUGGUCGCUGCUUCCGGCAGAGCUCUGAAAUGGCAGCCCACAGGCGUACCCACAGCGGCGAGCGCCCUUACCCAUGCCCUCAGUGUGGCAGGUGCUUUGGCCAGAAGUCAGCCAUGGCCAAGCACCAAUGGGUUCAUCGGCCAGGGGCUGAAGGGCGCAGAGGCUGGGGUGCCAGAGGAUUGUCUGUGUCCCUGACCCCUGGCCAAGGGGACCUGGACCCACCAGUGGGUUUCCAGCACUAUCCAGAAAUAUUCCAGGAGUGUGGGUGAUGGCCUUGUAAUGGACAAGGUAGAGAGUAAAGAUCUUGACAUUG